Anastrepha obliqua is the source of this 617-nucleotide messenger RNA. RefSeq names its product drosulfakinins (gene Dsk). The transcript has a single exon. The record is from RefSeq and is a predicted model, not a curated record. Bases 24 to 446 code for a protein of 140 amino acids. NCBI's taxonomy places the organism in Eukaryota, Metazoa, Arthropoda, Insecta, Diptera, Tephritidae.
GCUCCUUUGGGAAAGCAGCUAAAAUGUCUAAAAUCCAAAGCAGGUCGAGAGCGGCAGAAUUAGUGACUUUUACUUUCCUUGUCUGCGUGUUAUUAAAAUCUACUUCAGCUAAUAACUUAGAUGCAUUUAAGUCUGAAUUACACGAUGUAAGUUCGAAUAGGGAUAGUGGGCCCUCUGGUGGAAUACCGCCCAAAUCCUUUGGUGACAUCAACGGUAGAAGCCUAUUCGGAAAUCAUCGCAGCAUGCGGCCCAUGUAUGGUAUCGGUCCAAAGAUGCUGCAAAUAUCCCGUUCUAAAAUACCUAUCGAAAUGGAUUUGUUGAUAGAAAACGAGGACAGCAGUCGUCCCAAACGCUUUGACGACUAUGGCCAUAUGCGAUUCGGCAAACGAGGAGGUGAGGAACAAUUUGAUGAUUAUGGGCACAUGCGAUUUGGUAGAAGCACUUAAGCAUGAACUUAAUAAAAUUUCUGUGAAAUGUUGACGAAUUGACUAUAAGAAUUAGUAUAAAAUAAAAAAUCGGUGAUUGAUUGUAAAUAUAAAAAUAUCUCUAGUGAGCAAAUGUAUACAGAUAAUAAAUAAAAUACUCGUACAGAUAAAAUGUACGUUUAAAGCAGUUGA